Messenger RNA from Cladocopium goreaui, 2259 nucleotides. Lineage: Eukaryota; Dinophyceae; Suessiales; Symbiodiniaceae. The record is from the annotation of a GenBank genome assembly.
AUGGCGGACGCCUUUGUGGAUCGACCCAACGUUUGGAGAGCAAUCAGUGGCUCGGCGAACCCUGCAAGCUUUCGACAUGAACUGCUUUUGCAGCUGUUUGAACGAAACCUUUGGCUGCAGAAGGAUUCUGGAUGUAGCCGUGUGAUACUGCAAGAUGGCAAGAUUCUGUGCUGCUUCAUGUUCGUGCCUCCGGGCACACCUGACAUCAGCUUCUGGCAGAUGUUGCAGGCUGGCAUUCUGAAGCUGCUAUUGAUCUUUGGCCCAUCAGCUUUUCGCAGACUGCUGCAAGCAAAGGCUGUUGAGGAGGGAGAAAUUAACGUAGAGGGAGCCUACAGACUGGAGCGUAUGGUGGUGGAGCCUUCUGUGCAGGGGAAGGGAAUCGGUACUCGUGCAUUGCAACUUGCACUGGCUGAGUCAGAUGCCGCUGGACACCCAGUGCUGCUCAAGACCAAUGAGGAACGGAAUGUGACCUUCUACCAGAGGCUUGGUUUCGAGGCGGCUGGUAGCUGCGGAUCGGUCGCCCUUGGCAAGCGAAGAAGAGCCUGCAAGAGGUUGGCAUGCCAUUUGACACGACGACAUGCCCGGGGCCAUGAAACUGUGAUCUAUGAGUUCUUUAGUGGUAUCGGCGGCCUGCGCCUCGCUUACAACGCUGCCAUAAAGUCGGGCUCUGACGACACUGGGGCCAGAUUCCGAGCCUAUGAGGUGGACGAGGUUUGUUGCCACGUCUACGGAGACCUCUAUGGUGCGAGCAAAGUUCUUGCAGCCCGAAGAGAGGAACCAUGGAAGAACGCGGAGCAGGAGGAGGAUGAACUUUGGCGGUGUUCCAUCGACAAGCUUCCAGAUGCAGCGUUUGAUGGAGCUGAUUUGUGGCUGAUGAGCCCACCGUGCCAACCAUUCACCCGCACCGGGCACCGCCGGGACGUGGCGGACCCGCGCUGCCGCGCUCUCCUGCGGCUGGUGGAGGCCUUGCCGUGCUUGAAAGCGCCACCCAAGGGCCUCUUGCUUGAGAAUGUGGUGGGUUUCCAGCACUCAGAGGCUCAUCGACGGCUGAGAUUUGCUUUGGAGCAAUCUGGCUAUGAAGUCUUUGAGACUGUGUUGGAUCCUCGAAACUUUGGUUUCCCCAACACGCGGCGGCGCUUCUAUCUCUUGGCCAAGCGGAUCAAGCGAUCCAACGGGCUGCUCAGCGGAGCUCACAGCGACCAUGGCUGCCCGGAUGGGCCACCAGCAGUGCCACCUCAACGCGUGGAUCACUUCUUAAAGGAAGCCCAUGACCUGCGGAUGCGCAAUGCACUGCAAGUGCCUAAAGCCUUGCUGGAAAAGGCCUUUGUGGAAGGUUGGCAGUUGGACCUGGCUGUUGGCAGUUCCUUAGUGACUAAGACCUUCACGGGAAGCUAUGGGAAGUUGGCCUAUGGCGCUGAAGGGCUCAGCAUGGCCGGGCCCCUGCUGCUGGAUGCUGAAGGGAAAGCGCCAAGGACUCGCUUCGCUUUCCCAAAGCCUGAGCAGUGGAAACAUGUGCGUUACUUUUCACCAAAGGAGAUGGCCAAUCUCAUGGGUUUUCCUGAUGAUUGGUCCCUGCCAGGCCGUUUGAAGUGCCGCACGCAAUGGCGGCUGGUGGGGAAUUCUGUCAAUGUCGCUGUGGUUGAAGAAGUUCUCCAUGUCGACAACGCCGACAACUACCUGCGUUACGCUGCGAAGCGCCAAAAGAUCCGGAAGGAUUUGGAGAACAAAGCACUGAGCGGCACGGAGAUUCUUCCACCAGCUUCCUCGGCGCCGGCAUCAGGGAAAUCUCCUCACAUCAAGACCCACGAGAUUUCCUUGAAGGGCUUGGUGUUUCAUCCCGAAGAGCCCAUCGAUUUUGAUCUCCAAGAGAGUUGGCUGUGGCACGGGACAAGAAAAGAAGGAGUUGAGGGAAUCACAAGCUCUGACUUUGACAUCAAACGGGCUGGCUCAGCUGCCGGUACCAUGUUUGGCCGUGGGCUCUACUUUGCUGAGAGUUGCAUGAAGUCUGAUGAGUAUACCGUGGCAGAUGAGAGGGGUUGGUACCCAUUGAUUCUUUGCCGUGUCACCUGUGGCCGAUUCUUCUACUGUGAUUGGAAACGUCCAUUUGACCACACGGACCAGCUUGAGGACGCAUGUCAUCACAAGGGCUUCCACUGUGUCCUGGGAGACCGAGAGAAGGUCUCUGGCACAUACCGGGAGUACAUUGUCUUUGACAAUGACCAGGUGGAACGAGUGGCUGUUUCACUCAAGGGCACAUGA